This is a messenger RNA of Ctenocephalides felis (cat flea), 2874 nucleotides long. RefSeq names its product leucine-rich repeat and calponin homology domain-containing protein 2-like. The transcript is spliced from 10 exons. The record is from RefSeq and is a predicted model, not a curated record. Bases 1 to 2874 code for a protein of 957 amino acids. NCBI's taxonomy places the organism in Eukaryota, Metazoa, Arthropoda, Insecta, Siphonaptera, Pulicidae. Gene Ontology annotation, molecular function: protein binding.
AUGGCGGCCGUGUCGUUGAACACUAUGAACAAUGUAGUGCAAAAUCAAUUAACUCGCUCUCUAGAAAAGAUUUUGGAGGAUGCUAAUUUAAGUGGUGAAUUAAAGUUGAGCGGACGAAAGUUGAAGGAGUUUCCGAAGGGAAAAUAUAAUUUAAGUGAUACAGUAUUUGCUGAUCUUUCCAAAAAUCGCUUUUGCGAACUUCCAAAUGAUGUGACUGCAUUCCACUUUCUGGAACGACUUCUAUUGUAUCACAAUGCUAUCAGAAACAUACCUGAAUCUGUCGGCGCCUUACAGUCUCUAUCCUACUUAGAUCUAAGCCGAAAUCAUCUGACGACUCUGCCCCGCGAAAUAUGUCUCCUUCCCUUAGAGGUGCUCCUGGUGUCGAACAACCGCCUGGUCAGUUUGCCGGACGAAUUAGGGCGGAUGAGUCAGCUUAGCGAAUUGGAUGCCAGUUGUAAUUUUCUAGCCCAUCUUCCUGUGCGAAUCGGCGAACUCAGGAAAUUGAGAGUUCUCAAUCUCCGGAGCAAUGCCCUCGUGUAUCUUCCUUUAGAAGUCGUAAACUUGAAAUUAGUGUCAUUAAAUCUAAGCAGCAAUAGAAUAUCCAUGCUACCCGUCGAAAUGAGGCUAAUGGAAAAUUUAAUAGAAUUGGAUAUUUCUCAUAAUCCUUUGACGGUCCCACCUGCUAAUUUAUGCGAGAAAGGAAUGGUCCACAUCUUCAAAUAUCUAGAGACUCAGUAUAUCAAAAACGGUGGAGGUCCCUUCAAACAAAUCGCUAUGACGACAGCAGCAAAUGCAAGGAUAGCACGUACAACUGCAAGUCCUAUUUCGACACCAACAAAAACUUACACGAAUCGUACAUUGCAACCAAAUACAUUGGAUAGUCUGAAAAGUAAAAGGCCUCAUGUGGACAGCGGGUACUGUACCAGUGAUGGCUUUGAUAAACAUUGGAUCGAAGAUGUACAUGAUGCGAAUGCAGAAACGUUUGAUUUAUAUCAAAAUUUGUCUUCAUCUUUGUCUUCCAACUCAUCUCAAGACACAAUAACACCUUUGAGUGGGGCUCCUUUGGCAUCUAGUGAAAGUCGAAGUGGGAGUUCCACACCAUCAACCAUAUCACCUGGACCGUCUGAAAUUACUGCAAACAGAGAACUGUCGGAUGACAGGCUUGCUAAUAUACAAACUUAUAGAGAGUAUAAAGAAGCCCUAAGGCAGCAAAGACAACUCGAUGGCCACAUAGUCUACAGAUCUAAGGAACACACUCCACCUACACCUCAAACUCCCGAAACCAACUUCCAAACAACUCUAAUGAACCAAAAUCCCGACCACAAGUUUAUUGCGAGUUCUCCAAAUACUCCACUCAGUUCCAGGCGAGAUUACAGUCACAACGAUCACUCAAACUCAUUAAACCAUCACCAAGGAAUGCAACAGAUCUCAAAAUACAUGAACGGUUACACCAACGGCCAACCAAAUGGUGUAAAUGGUUCUCAAAGCCCAAUUGCAUCAGUCAACCCCAUGCUGAAUGGAAAUUCCGUCAGUCGCAAACCUGUGCAAAAAGUUACACCAUCCAGAAACAUUGUAAAUGACAUCACACUUGAACAGAAUAAAAUAAACUCCAUGACAUCACCUGAUAACGAGAAAUCGGAUUCAGUGAAAAAUUCGCCCCAAUCUCCAUAUAAAACAUUUGCUAAUAAGAACGAUAUAUACGUUAAGCCGAAUUCGCCGAUUAAAAAUUCUAGUAAUAUUUUAAGUCAUAAUAACGUUCCGGUAGCCAACCGGAAUGGUUUGACCAAAAACGGGAACAAGAGUGUUACUUGGGAGAGUAAUUCUCCUGAUAAAUUAGAUAAAUUUAGUUUCACAAUGAAGAGGGAAUUUGAUAAGCAAAAGGAGGAGACUGAGCUGAUAGACCAAUUACGUAAUAUAAUUGAAUCACGUCUAAAAAUGACACUGCCACAAGAUCUUGGAUCAGCCUUAACCGAUGGUGUUGUUUUGUGUCACUUGGCAAACCAGGUUUCGCCCAGGGCUGUUGCCACAAUUCAUGUGCCAAGUGCCACUGUUCCAAAAUUAACGAUGGCAAGGUGCAGGAGGAAUGUUGACAAUUUUCUGGAGGCUUGCAGGAAAAUAGGCGUUGAGGAGACGCUGCUGCCCAGCCGCGAUCUUUUGAUGGGAUGUACGUCUGCACAUGAGCCCGACAUCUCGGUUGAGGACAAGGUCAGAUUCGUCGGUAAAAGUGCCCUGUGUGUAUUGGCACGACUUUGCAUCGAUUUGGUUAACGGAAAUCACCAAAGGCCAGAAAUGCGAUCGGUUAUAGAGAACGGGAAUAAAAUCGCGGACGAAGACGCCAGGGGAAAAAGGAAACUGAGCGAAAAUAUGGGAUAUGUCAUUGAACAACUGGAGAACCACGCUUUUAUAGAACAAGCUCUGGCUGAAGAUAUAAUCGAUAAUUAUGAUGUUGUCGAUGGGAACAUGGACUUAGAUCAUGAUGACAAACCAGAGACUGAAUUGAUAUACGAGUGUAACAACAAGAAAGUUGUACCAUCCGAUUCAAAACUCAAAGACAUGAUCAAGUACUUUGAAUCCACAAAGGAACGUGGCAACUCCAAACUCAACAAGGACAUCAGAAACAAUUCUGAUAAGUACCAAGUGCCCUUAGGAAAAGAUGCUGAAGCAUGUGAUAAAAAUGAAGGAAAAUACAGGUCUUCUGAAGUGAUGGAAAAAAUUAAUUAUACUAAACGUAAAAUGUCUUUGUAUUUAGAAAAGAAUUUGAAUAAAGAGAUGAAAUCGGAUACUGUGGCGCAUAAUAGGCUUGUCACGAUUGCCUGUUUGUCUGGAUUUUUGCUUACUGUGAUUAUUUUAACAUUGUAUCCGCUACCGGGAUAA